This is a messenger RNA of Notolabrus celidotus (New Zealand spotty), 6911 nucleotides long. RefSeq names its product eukaryotic translation initiation factor 4 gamma, 3a (gene eif4g3a). Gene Ontology annotation, molecular function: translation initiation factor activity; mRNA binding; protein binding. Gene Ontology annotation, cellular component: eukaryotic translation initiation factor 4F complex. The record is from RefSeq and is a predicted model, not a curated record. NCBI's taxonomy places the organism in Eukaryota, Metazoa, Chordata, Actinopteri, Labriformes, Labridae.
UAUCUGUGUCGAUGAUUGUAGGUUAGUUGAUUAGCCGAGCGGUUCCGUAACUGGCCGAGAAUUGCCGAAUCAUCUGUCCCUGCCCGGACUGCUGGAAGCGGCCGCAACGCCAUGUUGGCGAAGUCUCUCAUCUCUGUGAGGAAAAAAUGAUAGAAAACACACCUGUCGACGAGAAAAGGUAGAAUCGCCGAGGGAGGUUGAAGAUCUUGGCGAUUAUUUAUUCUGAAAGAAACGAAACCGAGCCGGAUCCUGCGGAGGUUCCGGACGGACUAGGGGAGGCUUAAACCUCCCACCGUCCCCAUGAAUAGCACCGCUGAUCCGAGCCAGCGACUUUCCAUGAAAAGAGACGUUUGUGUUGCUAUUCGAGCUCCAGUUCGUUAAAGGGAUUUGGGGCCUGCUUCAAGAAUCUGCUCGGCUUGCUGCUCCCAUGCAUGCGAGCUAGUUUGCGCUGUUUGUAUCAGUAUUAUAAAAGGUUUUUAUUUGUUUAUUUUUUUUGCGAUGAGUUUGCCACCGAAAGUGGUUCCCAAACCCGCCGCUGUCGCUGCAGUUAGCGGACCUGGAAGUGUCCCCUCUCCGUCGAGCCAGCUGCGGGCUACCCUGACCUCCGUGUCUCUGCCGCCGGGAGCCCCAGCAGCUCCCCAGCCCGGCGCUGUACCUCAAAUCCCACGGGUUCAGCCAACACUGGACGACAGGAUCUUCCCCACACAGCCUGGAGUUGCUGCAGUCUACAGCGUACCCAGGCACGCUGGCCCUCCUUACACUGCUCACGACAUCACAAAGGGACACCCUAGCUUGGCGGGCACACCGCCUGGUCAUGCCCACUCUCCGGCGCUCUCAUCAGGUAUCAAUACCCACAGCUUCCCAUAUCGCUACCCUAAGGGCUGGGAGGCAGGCGGAGGGUCUCCAUACAACCCUGGACAAAAUGCUGGCUCCGCACCCUUAGUGUAUUCUCCACAGACACAGCCAAUGAAUGCACAGCCACAAAGUCGCCCGGGGUUCGGAUUUUCUGAUCAUAAGUUGAUUGCAACAAAAGCACUUCAAAUCUCCUUGCUGGACCUCUCCUCCCUCCCCCACCAGUUUGCUACGGGCCCUCGACCAACCCACCAUCAGUUUUUCCAGCGGGCCCCGAUGCAGACUGCGAGGCCCACCAUACCCACAAACACGCCCUCCAUACGACCUGGCUCGCAGAACCCCACAGCGGCUGUCUACCCCACCAACCAACCAAUCAUGAUGACCAUGGCACCCAUGCCUUUCCCUUCCCCACAGGCUGCUCAGUACUACAUCCCACAGUAUCGACACAGCACGCCCUACGUGGGACCUCCUCAGCAGUAUUCAGUACAGCCUCCAGGGUCUGGCACCUUCUAUCCUGGUCCUGGGCCAGGGGAGUACCCUGCCCCAUAUCAUCCCCUCAGGUACCACCCGCCUGUCUCACCCUCUGUCCCCGCUCCCGUCCCCACAGCCGGUCCCCCCUACUACCCAGGACAGACUGUGUACCCUCCCUCACCCCCCAUCAUAGUGCCUACACCACAGCAACCUCCACCAGCCAAGCGGGAGAAGAAAACAGUCUGUUUUUUUGUGCCAUUGUCCUCCCAGAUCCGAAUCCGUGACCCCAAUCAGGGUGGCCGGGACAUCACAGAGGAGAUCAUGGCGGGAGGUUCAGGGAGCAGGAAUUCAACGCCUCCUGUCUGUCACCCCCCCUCCACCCCGACACCUCCACAGCAGCAGCUGAGCAGCCGCCAGACUCCAGAGCCACAGCAGACGCAGCAGCAGCAGACGCAGCAGCAGCAGACGCAGCCCCCUCAGCCACAGCAGGCCCACCCUGGGGGCUACACGCUGGAGCCCCCCCAGCUACCACAGCCACCGCAGCCCCAACAGCCCCAACAGCCCCAAAAGCCCCAACAGCCCCAGCAGCCACAGCAGCCACUGACAACUGGAGCCUCAGACACCAAACCAGGGCCAGAUGAGAUGCCAAAAUUGGAGCCGGUGGUGGUGAAGUCUUCCUCGCCUGCGCUUGUGCAGCCUGAAGCUCCCGUGGAGAGACUUGAGGCCAGCGCCCCCGUACCUGAGCCCACAUCCACGGUGGAACCCGAGCUUCCUUUCCCCGCUCAAGUGACCACCCCUGUCACUCUCCCUCUGUCAGUGGCCAAUAAAAGUGAACGUCCCUCAGCUAGGGAGUCCACUUCUUCAGCCUCCUCUCCCUCCCCCUCGCUCGGGGAGCGCAAACCCUCCCUUGCGUCACCUCAGACUCCCAACACAGACAAGCCUCUCUCAGAUGCCCCACGGACUCUGGCUGCCUCGCCUGCUCCUGCUCCUGCUCCUAAGGCUUUGAACGGUCUUGCGGACUCUGGGAUUGAGCUGGACGCACCAGUUCAUGAGCCUUCUCUCCUGUCUUCAGGUUCACUCCAACCUACGCCCUCUGCUCCGUCUUACAGGGAGGCCCCCUCUGAAACUCUGCCCUCUGACGUGAGGCCAGAGGUGCCCAUUGCUGCUGCGCUCGCCCCGAUGGCACCCGUGGCUGUGGUGCCAGUCACCCUGACCUCAAGCUCCGCCCCUGCUCUGCCCGUCAUGCUCCCCCCAGGCCUUCCGCCUCUAGUGCAGGCCACGACAGAGGCUGACGAGCCGAGCAACCCCUUAGACACUAAAGAGCUCGUCCGAGUAGGAGCAGAGGUACAAGGAGGCAUUACUGACAGUAAAGCAGAGCCCCAACAACAAGCACUCACCAGGAGGAGUCCCACUACAGUUAAUCAGACUGCUUCUGCUAUACCAAAGACCUGGAGGAAACCAAAUGAAGGGAUCUCUGCUGGAGAUGCUUCUCAGAAGGAGGAUGAGGAUGAGCCCAGGCCAGUAGAGCACCCCGCAGGAGAUCAGACCCCACAGACGGCUCCUCUGAGCAGCAGCCCGGUGCCCCUGCCGUCAUCGGUCUUCACCUCCAGCCCCGUUCCGGCUCCCGUGCAGCCCGAGGCUGAUGGAAAACCUGCAUCCCCCGAGGAGAACGGUGAGGCCGAUAUAGAGCCCAUGAGGAACGGAGCGGGCCACACUUCAGAGACGGAGAGCAGCGACAGCGGGGCUACACCUGGAGACAAGGAGAACUCCACAGGGGCUCCACAGGACAUCGAAGACCUGACAGACACCAGUGGAAAGCGGCAGUAUAACAGGAACUUCCUGUUGGGCUUUCAGUUCAUGCCCGCCUGCAUACAGAAGCCUGAGGGACUCCCACCCAUCAGUGACGUGGUGCUGGACAAGAUGAACCAAAACAAGCUGCCGUCUCGAGUGGUGGAUGCCAGAGCGAUUUCCAGAGGACCUGACUUCACACCUGCCUUUGCAGAUUUUGGCCGGCAGAUGACCGGAGGACGAGGAGCUCCACUUAUGAACAUCGGAGCUCGGCGACCUCCACCCAGAAAGAUCAUCAUGAACGUUUCAGUGAACGACGAAAUCCAGCUGAAAAAGUCAGACAACGCCUGGAAACCAGGACUGAAGAGGGAGGGUCCAUCAGAGGAUCCGGCAAUACAGAACACACAGGAUCUCUUCAGGAAGGUCCGCAGCAUCCUGAACAAGCUGACGCCUCAGAAGUUCAACCAGCUGAUGAAGCAGGUCACGGAUCUAACCAUCGACACAGAGGAGCGGCUCAAAGGUGUCAUCGACCUCGUCUUCGAGAAGGCCAUCGACGAGCCCAGCUUCUCUGUGGCCUACGGAAACAUGUGCCGCUGCCUCGCAACGCUUAAAGUGCCCAUGACUGACAAGCCCAACACCACAGUGAACUUUCGCAAGCUGCUGCUAAACCGCUGCCAGAAGGAGUUUGAGAAAGACAAGGUGGACGACGUGGUGUUCGAGAGGAAGCAGAAAGAGCUGGACUCUGCUGCAUCGGCGCCGGAGCGCGACCGGCUUCAGGAGGAGCUGGAAGACGCCAAAGACAAGGCCCGACGGAGAUCCAUCGGCAACAUCAAGUUCAUUGGCGAGCUCUUCAAGUUGAAGAUGUUGACGGAGGCCAUCAUGCAUGACUGUGUAGUGAAGCUGCUGAAGAACCAUGACGAGGAGUCGUUGGAGUGUUUGUGCAGGCUGCUCACCACCAUCGGCAAGGACCUGGACUUUGAGAAGGCCAAGCCUCGGAUGGAUCAGUAUUUCAAUCAGAUGGAGAAAAUCGUCAAAGAGAGGAAGACGUCUUCCCGGAUACGGUUCAUGUUGCAGGACAUUAUAGACCUGAGAUUGCACAACUGGGUCUCGAGGAGAGCUGACUCGGGCCCCAAAACCAUCGAGCAGAUCCACAAGGAGGCGAAGAUCGAGGAGCAGGAGGAGCAGAGGAAAGUGCACCAGCAGCUUCUCUCCAAGGACAGCAAGAGACGGCCAGACCCCAGGGAGCAGAGAGAGCAACAGAGAGAGCAGCAGAGAGAGCAGCGUACAGCGCAGAGAGAAGAGACCUGGAACACUGUGCCCAUGACCAAGAACAGCCGGACCAUCGACCCCACCAAGAUCCCAAAGAUCUCCAAGCCCCAGAUGGAUGAGAAGAUCCAGCUGGGCCCUCGGGCUCAGGUCACGUGGGUGAAGGGCAGUAGUGGAGGAGCCAAAGCCAGCGACUCUGAACUGUCCCGGACAGCCGGCCUCAAUCGUUACUCUGCGCUGCAGUCGACGCCUUCACCUCAGCCCUCCACCACUCCCCCACAGAACCAGGACUUUGACUCCAUGAGAACUCUGGGGAGCGGUCGUAGCAGUACAGCGAGGGAACGCAGUGAGAAGCCAUUAAUCUCCGCCCCUCCAUCCUCGCGGCGCGGACCCUUCAUCAGAGGCGGGAGUGCGAAGGAGCUGCUGGAGAGUCAACCCCCCGAGGAGCCGCGGAGAGACCGAGGACGAGAGGGUGCCGAGCCCCGGAGACCCAGUGUCACAGAGGACAAGACGGAGCUGGAGCGCAGCAGAGGCAGGGAGCCGGUGAAACCUGAGCCCAUGCAGACUCCAGACAGACCGGCUCUGUCUGAGGAGGAGGUGGAGAGGAAGUCCAAGUCCAUCAUCGAUGAGUUCCUGCACAUAAACGAUUACAAGGAGGCCGUUCAGUGCGUGGACGAGCUUCAGCUGGGCUCUCAGCUGCACAUUUUCGUGCAUGUUGGGGUGGAGUCGACUCUGGAGCGCAGUCAGAUUACACGGGACCACAUGGGCCAGCUGCUCUUCCAGCUGCUGCAGCAGGGACUCCUGCCCAAACCCCAGUUCUGCACAGGGUUUGCAGAGACGCUGGAGCAGGCGGACGACAUGGCCAUUGACAUUCCCCACAUCUGGCUGUACCUGGCCGAGCUGCUCAGCCCCGUGCUGAAGGAAGGGGGCUUCUCUAUGAGAGAGCUCUUUAGUGAACUAAGCAAACCUUUGCUUCCUGUGGGAAGAGCCGGGAUCUUAAUUUCUGAAAUACUGCACAUACUAUGCAAACAAAUGAGCCAUAGGACUGUAGGUUCUUUGUGGAGGGAAUCUGGCCUCAACUGGACCGACUUCCUGCCAGAGGGAGAGGACGUCCAGGCUUUCAUCUCAGAACAGAAACUCCAGUUUGUUCUGUCGGACGACUCCAGCUCCGAGGCGUCUCUGAGUAAAAAGAUUCUGUCUCCAGAGGAGCUGAGUCAGCAGCUGGAGAGACUCCUCCUGGAGGACAUGGCCAGUGACGAGCAGAUCUUUGACUGGGUAGAGGCAAACCUAGAUGAAUCUCAGAUGAGCUCGUCUCCCUUCCUGAGGGCUUUGAUGACAGCUGUGUGUAAGGCAGCAGUGAAAGAUGAUAACACCAACUGUCGAGUGGACACGGCCAUCAUCCAGAGGAGAUUGCCAGUUUUACUCAAGUACCUUAACUCAGACACUGAGCGACAGCUGCAAGCACUUUAUGCACUUCAAGCGCUGAUCGUUGCUCUUGAUCAGCCUCCAAACCUUCUCCGGAUGUUCUUCGACUGUCUGUAUGACGAGGACGUCAUCUCGGAGGACGCUUUCUACAAAUGGGAGUCCAGCAAAGACCCUGCCGAGCAGCAUGGUAAGGGUGUGGCCCUCAAGUCUGUCACAGCCUUCUUCACCUGGCUGCGGGAGGCGGAGGAGGAGUCGGAAGACAAUUGACAAGAGUGGGACACCCGGGGGACUUGACAUAGUAGAACUGCAUCCUCACAGCAGAACAAACAAACAAACAAACAAACUUUCAAAAUGGGUGUGUGAGCAGGACGCCAUGUUUACGGCUGGAAUUUUUUUCUGCGGUACGGUUCUGAAACAUGCCGCCAUUUUGAGUUUGGAUUCCAACGGCGGAAGCACUAAAUACCUGUAUUAUACAUAGAAAAUAUUUUUGUUUUAAAUUUUAACUUACUUUUCUUUUGUUACUUUUUAAGAAGAGACUUAAAAGAUACAUAGGUUCUGGACUCGUUAAUUUAUUAUUUUUUUAAGGACUGCAAAUAUGAAAGUUAUUUAACAUUUGCAGAAGCUCACAAAUGAGAACAAGACGACAGAAAUAACAAUAUAAUUAAUUAUAAUAACAAAAUAAUAAUUGUGAAAUAAAUAGCCUCCCUGGAUUCCACACUGUUUGGUUUAAAACAGGGUUCAACAAAGUUAUUUUGGGAUGAAGGGGAAGCCGAGAUUAAACGGAGCUGAUGCAAAGAAACUAUUAACGUUGUCCGUUGUAUGACGUUUGAGGUCAACCAGGAAGUGUUACCCUCAGCCUUGGCUUGCUCUGCGUUGUUAAUGUACAUACGCCUCAUCAGAGGUUAGAGGUAUGCAUUCAAGAAGCGAUGUAAGUCAGUGCACAGAACUGUUAAAACAAACGCAGAAGAACAAAGCGGAUAAAUGAGCAAAAAUGCAACUUCAAAAAGCAAAUGGCUGGGGUCGCUGAACAUGAACAUGCUUGUAAUACUUCAGACCUACAGAGCAGAUUAAAGCUUGUAAAUACAUUAAAGACAAAAAAGGUAUUUAAA